CUAUUAUUUGAAUAUAUGAAAUAUCUUAUGAAAAUAAUUUCACAAUUUGUUUUGACGGAGGUACAUAUUUUCAUCAGUAAAUUACGACCAGCUACACUAUUUAUAGAACAAUAUAAUUAAAUGACACAAAGCAGCUGUACUAUGUAGACUGAAAACUCCGUGUAGAGAUUCAUUAAACAAUAAACCACAUGCCCGUAUUGUGUGCAGUUUAAGUUCGAGCACUUGUUUUCGUACAUGGCUGAUUACUAAACGAUGAAAUAUUUUUUUAAUGGCAAUGUAACUGUUUCAUUGUUUAACGGAAACAUUGAGUGAAAAUGUCAACAUGUGAUUGAUAAUAUGGAAUAUCAGACACGGCAUGAAAAAGGGAAAACGAGUCUUUUUCAGUCCCUUGAAACGUUCAAAAUUGACAAGAAUUAUUUAUGUACUUUAUAUAGCAAUUGUUCUAUUUAUUUGUAUGAUACUCUUAACUCCGCGAAUCGUGGGAUUGUUUCAAAGAAUUUUCUGUCGGACUUUUAACAAAAAUUUUUGCGAGGUGCUUAUCGGCUAUGAUGCCGUGUACAGGAUUGGUUUUGCAUUGGCUGUUUGGUUUUUUGUUUUGUCACUCCUAACACUUGGUAUAUCAUCAAGUAUUGACGAAAGAGCGCCAAUCCAAAAUGGAUGUUGGUUGUUAAAGACAACGGGACUAAUAAUUUUGGCUGUCAUUUUUGUGUACAUACCACACAGCGAAUAUAAUGGGGAAAUUUGGUUAUUUUUCGGCUUAAAUGCUGCAUUUUGUUUCAUCAUCCUUCAGUAUGCGUUCAUCCUCGAUGCUUCAAACUAUCUUUGUGUUGUGUAUGAAGAAAUAAUCAAGAAUAAGUCUUUUCCAUACUCAUCGUACAUUAUGGCUUCAUUUGAAGCUGCAAAAACAGUCACAACGAUUUUCUUGUUCAUCGUGUCGUUAACUUCGUGCAUUGUAUUCUACUUCAUUUACGCAUCUUUCAACCGAUGCUUUCAUAACUUCGUUUUCUUAACUUUUCACCUCAUCAUGUGCAUUGCGUCAUCGUUGAUCUCUACACUUCCUGUUGUACGCGACGCCAAUCCGCAUAUAGGCCUGUUUCAGUGCUCCGUCACAUCGUUAUACUGCACCUAUGUGAUGUGGUUAGCAUUCUCAAGUGAACCGAAUGCGAGGUGCAAUCCUUCGAGUCCCAUCAAUAUCCCUCAUCACCUUUUUCGAGAUUUUACCCAUGCACAGUUUUGCGAAGUUGAGCCGGCGAUUCAGGAUUCUGUGACACGAGAUAAAUCAAAUGUUUCCAAUGGAAUGGAAGAUACCCAAGUCCAUGAUGGUACAGCUGCAAUCAUCUCAAAACAGCUGACGCGAACGAGUAACGUCGUUUGCAAUGGUUACUCGGAAAUUUGUGAAGAUAAAAAGAAAGCAAACUUGUUCUUGGAAAACCAAAAAUACUGUUGUUUUUGUUCAAGUAGUCAAUUUACUAAAAGUCCUAAUGAACGUUCACCUGUGGAAUCCGAGGAAGGUUUGGCAUGGGAUGACACAUUUCUUUCAUCUGAUGCAUCUCACAAAGAAGAGAACUUUGCUUCAAAUUUAUUCCAUUCUUCUCCAAUAGAAUUGAACAUUGCAGAAAACAAGCAUUUCACGCAUGCGCAAAGAAAGUCUGGAGAUUAUGAAACUUGUUGCAGCCAGCAAAUGAAUACAUUUGAAACACCUGCGAGUGGGUUGAUAACAAUAUUGAACGAUGAGAUUGAUGGAACUGAGUACAGUUAUUCUUUCAUUCAUUUGACGUUUACUUUAGCAACAUUAUAUCUCGUCAUGUCUAUUACGAACUGGUAUAGAUUAGAUGAAGGACAAUAUCUUACAGUGAGACUGGUGCGAAGCUGGAGUACGGUAUGGCUGAGAAUAUCUGCAAGCAUCUUUUGUUCGUUUAUCCUUAUAUGGUCCAUGGUUGUACCCCUGAUGUUUCCCAAUACAUACCAGGAUCUUCUUUUCUUUCAGUAUUUGACAUCGUUACCGCCAUAGGGAUCUCGCCCGAAUUGUUUUGUUGACUCUUCCUGCUCCAUUGUUCACUUUUUUAUUUCAUGUGCUCAUUCUUCUACCAUUUGUGUCUACGUUUAUAACUCAUUUUCUUAUCCUUCUAGCUUAUAUGCUCACCCUUCUACAUCAUUUUGACUCGUCUAUCUUAUACAUUCACUCUUUUAGCUCUUCCCUCUACUUUCCUAACACUUGUACUUCACCUACUAGACUAAAAACUGCCGUGUCGUGUCACAUCAAUUGUAUGAAAUUCAACAGUCGUUUAGGUUCAUUGGAUGGGGUCCUUGGGAUGAAUAAGACUAACAGUUUUUGAGAGAGAAUAUAUCCUUUCUGGGCCGUGCUACGUUUUUCUCAUUGCGCAUGUGUAUUCUAUUUCUGUUGAUGCAAGAUGUACGUGCACGUCAAAUCGACGAAUUCCUCAAAAUGCUUCAAAUUCAAGUAUAU
Xenia sp. Carnegie-2017 is the source of this 2467-nucleotide messenger RNA. RefSeq names its product serine incorporator 2-like. The transcript has 3 exons. NCBI's taxonomy places the organism in Eukaryota, Metazoa, Cnidaria, Anthozoa, Malacalcyonacea, Xeniidae. The record is from RefSeq and is a predicted model, not a curated record. Gene Ontology annotation, cellular component: membrane. Bases 356 to 2011 code for a protein of 551 amino acids.